Molecule: messenger RNA, 2370 nt
Organism: Alternaria metachromatica
Lineage: Eukaryota; Fungi; Ascomycota; Dothideomycetes; Pleosporales; Pleosporaceae
Exons: 1
Coding region: 1-2370 (789 amino acids)
Source: RefSeq, a predicted model, not a curated record
AUGGACGGCGAGAAGAUGGAGUUCGGCAAGGAAAGCGACUACUUCCCUUUCCACUUUUUCCCUCCCUCCAAGCCCCUACCCCCCGCUCAGGGACCAACUGGCGCUGGCGCCAAAAUGAGCUUGAGCUUGGAUGUCUUCCCGGGGCCGGGGGCUGGGGACAAGGGCGCUAACUCCGGAAGCGGUGUCUUGGCAUUUGCGACAACAAAGCAAGUACCCACGCUUAAAGAGAAGGAUUUGUCGCGACUGGUGGAGGAGGAGAGCGACUACAACAUGUCGGGGCAGGAAGAUUCUGUGGAGCAGAUCAGGCGAGACCGCGACGAAUACAAGGAGUCACUUGAUCGCGAAUACGACCGAUACGGCAAUCUUGAGUCGCAGCACGAGCGACUCAAGGAAUCACUCGCAAAGUCCAACAACGACCUCGCCAAUCUACGACACCAGCGCGACAACACCAGUUUUCAGCUCGAUCAAAGCACCUCGCUGCUUGCGCAAGAGCAGGAGAAGAUCCACACCCUCGAGACGCGCAACGCAAAACUUGCCCAAGAGCUCCAGAAGAACGAGACCGCCCUCAGCGAGGCCCGCAAGCAGAUCGAGAACCUCCACGCCGACGUCCAGCAAGCGCAACAAAAUGUCAGAGCCGCCCUCGCCGACCGCGACGAGUACAAGGUGGAGCUCGAAGACUUGAACUUGCAGUUCAAGGAUCUAACUGCGCAAUGGCAGGAAGGCAUGGAAACUAUCGCCGAGCUCAAGGAGACACUCGAAGAGCACAUCAACUUUGAGGAGAAGAACAAUCUCCAGGGCGACAUCGCUGAGGCCAACGCCGAGCAUGAGCGCAUUCUACGGGUCGUCGAAGUCAAGGACGAGCGCAUCAGCCACCUCGAGUCGCUGUUGCAGAAGGAGAUUGAGCGCAACCGUCACGAGCUCGACGAGAGGGCUCGAGCCGCCGCUGCUUCGCCCGUCGACGAUGACCGCCACAUCGGCAGCAUGGAGGAUACCCUUGAAGCAGAGCUCGAGAACUCCGGGAUCAACGACGAUGAUUGGAUCGCAGCCGAUGCCAGCGACUACGAGCCUUAUGUGCCAUCGUCUGCCUCCGAGAUCCACGUAGCCGCCAGCGUCGAACCGCGCGACCCAUCGCCAACAUCGCUGUCCACCAGCCCCGUUCACCAGGCCGCCAGCACCGAGCCCGAGGCUGCGAAGUCGCCCAUACAAACCGUCGACAUCCGCGAAGCUGCCAGCACCGAGCCCGAGACCGCGAGGUCGCCUAUACAAACGCUUGAGGUGCGCGAAGCCGCCAGCAGCCCGCCCGCUGAGCCAGCGCGCAUUCCGCUCUCCUUCUACAACGUGCGCGACAUCUUCAACUACGCCCCGGAGCAGCCUGUUGGUGCGGUCUUGACUACCAGCACGCCGACUGCCAUCAGCACCGCGCCCAUCGAACCCACUCGCGUUCCGUACUCCCUCGACGACGUGCGCCGUGUCUUCAGCUAUACGCCCAUAGAGCCUGCUGGUUCGCCUUUGGCCCUCAGCCCGCAGAAUAUCACCAGCACCGAGCCCGUCGACGCCGCUCGCGCUGGACUUUCUUUGUACGGUGUACAAGACGUAGCCAACUAUGCGCCUGUGGUGCCUGCUGAGGCGCGUUUCGCCAUGUACGAGGAAGAGAUUACGAGCGUUUCACCCCACAGUCCUGUGUCUGUUGCCUCGACACUUUUUGGAGACGAGAUCGCCAACUUUGCGCCAAGAGAGCCCGCCGUUCCUACACUCGCGCUGAGCCCAACUGGAUCUGUCAGUACCAGUCCAGUUGCGCGUCAGAACUCCACCGCCGAGCUUUCUACCCAAACUGACGCACCCGCAACCACCACCGAUUUCUCCGUGCAGACCGACGCACCUGCGCUCACGAGCCAAGUUCUUCCUCAGGCAGCUCUCGAGACGACGCCCGUCGAACCCAACACCCAGGUUGCCAUCGCCAAGCCUACCAACCGCAUCACUCCCGUCAUGGUCACCCGCGAAGUCAAACCCGUCGAGCAGGCCCUCCACCAGCCCGAACAUCAGCGCCCAGUCGCAGCUUCGUCCAAGAAGAUUGGAUUUAUGGCAUGGAUCCCCUGGUUGGUCGCGAUCCUUGUGGCGCUUUACGCACUCGUCCAAGAGGCCGAGCUAGCUGCGUGGAAGAACGCGAACGGUGUCGGUUUCGGUGGCGGCUACGGAAACGUGGCUACUCGCAGUGGAGCUUACGGCAAUGGUCGCCACCUUUUCGGCGUCAUUCCCAUCGGUAUGGACAUUGGCGGUUCGUGGGUGUCCGAACAGAUUGCGCGACGCAUGUCUGCGGCCAUCUCUCUCCUCGAGGACUUGGCUGGUAUCCCGGUCGAGCCUCAUUACUGA